CGUGGUGUCGCUACUCGUCCGCUUCUAGAGCCUUCCGAGAUCUGCGCCGGCAAACGGAGCGACGACACGCGUGCUACGGUGGCACACUGAGGGAGAAUCCGCGUGAAUUGCACGAGUCAUUCAACGAGCGUGGUCUCUCGCCUGAGCGAGCCAAACGGAACGGUCGUCGUCGAGGGACGAGGUACAGAGCUCGGACGUAUCACGGGAGCGUGGAGUGAUGGGGGACCAGGUGGCUUUGCUGAAGGAGAAGGGAAACGCCGCUUUACAGACGGGCAAUUACGAUGAGGCCAUUAAAUGCUACACGGACGCGAUCGCCCUGGACGGCGGUAACCACGUGCUCUACAGUAACCGCUCGGCGGCGUACGCAAAGUCGGAGAAGUAUCAGCAGGCGCUGGAGGACGCCGAGAAGACCGUCAGCCUGAAGUCGGACUGGGGAAAGGGUUACUCGCGCAAGGGCAGCGCCCUCGCUUACCUGGGCCGAUACGACGAGUCUAUCCGGGCUUACGAGAAGGGCCUGCAAUUGGAUCCGAGCAACGCCCAGCUGAGAAGCAGCCUGGCGGAGGUCAGGGCCCAGAAACAGGCCUCCGCGUCCAAUCCGUUCAAUUCGCCAGACAUCUUCGUCAAAUUGACGAGCGAUCCGCGAACGAGGGGCUACCUGUCCGACCCGGAAUACUUGAAGCUGCUGCAGGAACUGCAGACCAAUCCGCAGAGCCUCGCUACCAAGCUCCAAGAUACCAGAGUGCUCACCACUCUCAGCGUACUGUUGGGAAUGAACGCCAACAUGGAGGAGCCGAUGGAGACCGAGUCGAUGAAUUCCGCGGAACCGCCGAAACCCAAGCCGGAGCCGAAGCCCCAGAGGAAGGAGGAGGAUAAUCUUCCGCCCGAAAAGAGAAAAGCCGCGGAGGAGAAGAAGAACGGCAAUGAGGCUUACAAGAAGAAGAACUUCGAGGAGGCUCUGCAGUAUUACAACAAGGCCGUGGAGUUGGACUCGACGGAAAUCGUUUACUUGUUGAACAUAGCGGCGGUGUACUUCGAGCAGAAGGAGUAUCAGAAGUGUAUCGCUCAGUGCGAGAAAGCCAUUGAGGUCGGUAGGGAGAAUAGGGCGGACUUCAAAUUGAUAGCCAAAGCGUUCACGAGAAUCGGUCACGCUUACAAGAAGAUGGAGAACUGGAAGCAGGCUAAGGUGUAUUACGAAAAGUCCAUGUCCGAGCACAGAACGCCGGAGAUUAAAACCUUACUCUCGGAUAUAGACAAAAUAAUCAAGGAGGAGGAGAGAAAGGCUUACAUCGACCCGAAAAAAGCGGAGGAGGAGAAGGAGCUUGGAAAUCAAAAGUACAAAGACGGCGAUUAUCCGGCGGCUAUAAAGCAUUAUUCCGAGGCGAUCCGAAGAAAUCCGGACGAUCCCAAGUACUACAGCAACAGAGCGGCCUGUUACACCAAACUCGCGGCGUUCGAUCUCGGUUUGAAGGACUGCGAGAAGGUGGUCGAGCUGGAUCCCAAGUUCAUCAAGGGCUGGAUCAGGAAAGGAAAGAUUCUGCAGGCCAUGCAGCAGCAGGGGAAGGCCUUGACGGCGUAUCAGAAGGCACUCGAGCUGGAUCCGCAGAACAACGAGGCGCUGGAGGGCUAUCGCUCCUGCGCCGUAUCCGCUAGUUCUAAUCCGGAAGAAGUUAGAAAGAGAGCGAUGGGGGAUCCGGAGAUCCAGAGUAUAUUGCGAGACCCGGCCAUGAGGUUGAUCCUAGAACAAAUGCAGAGCGAUCCAAGAGCUUUACAAGACCAUUUGAAGAAUCCUGAUAUAGCUGCGAAAUUGCAAAAACUUUUGGAAUCUGGUCUCAUUGCUAUCCAUUGAAGAUGUAAAGAACCGAAUACAUGUUUAUAAUAAAAGAAUAACACUGCUAUCACAAGUUCCUUUAAUAUUAAGGAAAUUCGCAUUUGUCUAUUGCAGAUACAUUAGUCAUGUGGGUUACUUAUCGUCAUAUUGCUCUGGGGUCGCAAAUUUCUUUAAUAUUGAAGAAUUCACAUUCAUUUAUUAUAAAUAUAUUAGUCAUAUGGGAUACUUAUCGUCAUAUUGCUCUGCUGUUGCAAAUUCCUUGAAUAUUGAGGAAAUUCGCAUUUGUCUAUUGCAGAUACAUUAGCCAUAUGGGAUACUUAUCGUCAUAUUGCUCUUAAAAUUUGUGUUCAGAGAGCCAUUUGAAAUAAAAGUUACAUUAUAAUACACAUGAUUCUCUCGUGCAAACGCAGUGGCCUUUAGUGUCAUCGAUGACUUUUGCAUUUCAAGACUUGUUACGGUGAUCAUGUGUGAAACAUAACAACACACACACACACACACACACAUAUAUAUAAAUAUAUAUAAAUAUAUAUAAAUAUAGUGAAGCUCUAUGUGGAAAAAUGAAGUGUAAUUGUGAACUGGUGAACUCCUAACAAGUAAUAUUUACAUUAAACAAAAACUUACUUCGAUGGCUGAACCAUGAAUAUUAUGACUUUGGAAGUUAAUAGUGUUAUGUUAAAAAAUGAUCUAAAACUAGAAUAAUCCUUUAAAAUAGUGAGUUUUUCAUAAAAUUAUUUCUGUAUAUGAUGCACACACUAACAUCUCUUUUACCGUUGAUUUCAUUAGUGCUUUUAGUACUAAAAUUAGUCACAAUAAUGUAAUGAAUGCGAAGUCAGACUAAGGCGACAACCAAUAAGAGGAAUGCUUCGAAUAAACAUCUUUUUAAACC
Vollenhovia emeryi is the source of this 2714-nucleotide messenger RNA. It is a transcript of the gene Stip1, whose product is annotated as stress-induced-phosphoprotein 1. The record is from RefSeq and is a predicted model, not a curated record. Gene Ontology annotation, molecular function: Hsp90 protein binding. Bases 218 to 1846 code for a protein of 542 amino acids. NCBI's taxonomy places the organism in Eukaryota, Metazoa, Arthropoda, Insecta, Hymenoptera, Formicidae. The transcript is spliced from 3 exons.